Molecule: messenger RNA, 657 nt
Organism: Lodderomyces orthopsilosis Co 90-125
Lineage: Eukaryota; Fungi; Ascomycota; Pichiomycetes; Serinales; Debaryomycetaceae
Product: 5-formyltetrahydrofolate cyclo-ligase
Exons: 1
Coding region: 1-657 (218 amino acids)
Biological process (GO): folic acid-containing compound biosynthetic process; tetrahydrofolate interconversion
Cellular component (GO): mitochondrion
Molecular function (GO): 5-formyltetrahydrofolate cyclo-ligase activity
Source: RefSeq, a predicted model, not a curated record
AUGACGGUACAACCAUCGCUAACCGUUAAGGCUGCCAAGAAGCAACUACGAACUCAAAUCAAAGCUUCUCUCAAAGCAGUCACACAAGAAUCACUCGCUUCGCAAUCGCAACUCAUUUUAUCAAGACUAGUCAACAAUCCCACAUUUCAGAAUGCAAAAUCGAUUGCUGUGUUUAUGAGUAUGCCCGAUCUGGAAGUGAAAACUCUUCCCAUUAUAGAACAAUGUUUCAGGUUGAACAAGCACGUGUACUUGCCUCGAUGCAACACUGUACCCAUCAAGCAUCGGAAACCAAACUAUCUAUCAAUGCUCAAGAUCGAAACAUACAAUGAUGUCUUAAAUUUGCAACCGCAGGGAAAGUACCAGUUACUUGAACCAACUUUUGGUGAAGAUGCAAUGGAUUCUGGAGACUUGGACGUAAUAUUACUACCAGGAGUGGCAUUUUCAGCAACGUUACAACGAUUAGGACACGGAGCUGGGUUUUACGACGAGUUCUUAUCAACCUACAAGCAAAAUUGGUCCAAAUUACCUGCUUUAAUAGGGCUUGCACUACAAGAACAGAUUGUUUCAGAGGAUAGCAUACCCGUUGAAGAUCAUGAUUAUGGGCUUGAUCAAAUAAUAACCAGUUCACGAACCUUUCCUUCCUUACAACAAGUAUAA